Messenger RNA from Gongylonema pulchrum, 515 nucleotides. The record is from the annotation of a GenBank genome assembly. NCBI's taxonomy places the organism in Eukaryota, Metazoa, Nematoda, Chromadorea, Rhabditida, Gongylonematidae.
AAGAGGCCGAAAAAACGGAAACAGAAAAGAAGGCUGAUGAAUUGUAUCGUUCUGCGAUGCGCUUUCUGGAUAAAGGACGCUCUUCGUCAACUGAAGCCAAAAAAGCCGCCUACAGACUUCUGGACGAGGCUGCUCAGCUCAAGCAUAAAGAAGCAAUGAAAUUAACCGCAUACGCAUAUUUGUUUGGUGAUUAUACGCGAUGGAACAUUGAUGAAGCACGAGCAAUCUUCGAAGAGCUGGCAGCAGGGGGCUCAGCUGAUGCGCAGCUGGCGCUUGGUUUCAUGCAUGCCACUGGUCUGGGAGUUCCAGAAUCUUCUCAAGCAAAAGCGCUUAUUUACUAUACGUUUUCUGCGUUGGGUGGAAAUCCACUGGCUCAGAUGGCGUUGGUAUGUUUUGCAGUUUCUCGAAAUACCUUUAAUAUUCCUUGUCUGGAAUUAUCACGAUUAUACUUAUGCUUCCGUAUCGCUUCAAAUAUACAGAAAAAUACGCACGCGCUUUCCUCGUUUAAUGAUUAA